AUGUCGUCCCCGUCCCGUCCCCCAAUAAGGUCGCGUGACAACGCCGAGGCCUCCAGACAGGUCAAGACCGGCGGCGGUAGCAUGCUACGCUACAAGACCAGCGAGUUUGUGUCGCUCCAGAACGGCCAGCAGAACUCGUCGUUCCAGCCAACCGCUCUGGACAAGGACAAGCCCGCCAGUCAACUUCUGAGUCGAGUGUGUGCUUAUACCGACUAUGAGAAGCAUUAG
Messenger RNA from Apiotrichum porosum, 228 nucleotides. RefSeq lists its product as uncharacterized. NCBI's taxonomy places the organism in Eukaryota, Fungi, Basidiomycota, Tremellomycetes, Trichosporonales, Trichosporonaceae. The coding region runs from base 1 to 228 and encodes 75 amino acids. The record is from RefSeq and is a predicted model, not a curated record. The transcript has 2 exons.